AUGAAUGAAAAUAUUUUAAGUAUGUACAAUUUAACAUUUGAUGAUAUAGAAGAAAUAUUUAUUAAUUCAACAUCUAUGUUUUAUUUAUUAUUAAGUUUUAUUUUUUCAUUUAUAAUUUCAAUUUAUAUUUUAUAUUUAUUAUAUUUUCAUUCUGAUUUAUUAACACCAUGUAUUGUUCCAUUUAUAUACGCAUUAUUAUUCUAUGAUCUUUCACAAUUAUUUUCUAUAAUUAUUAUUAAAACAAAUAUUUAUACAAAAUAUGAUUUUACCUAUGGUUUAAUAUGUCGUUUUAUUUAUUAUACAAAAUCAUCAGCAGAAGCUGGUAGUUCAAUAACAAUAAUAUUAUUAUUUAUUAUUCGUCGAAAACAAAUUAAAUAUUAUUUUUCACAUCAUCAUCUUGUUUCAUGUUCAAUUCGUUCAAGAAUAUUAGCAUUUUGUUCACUAUUAUUUACAAUUUAUAUUCAUAAUUGGAUAACACAUUUAAAAGAAGAUAAUAUUUAUUUAGUAAGAUAUAUUGAAAAUAAACAAUAUUGGCAACCCUAUAUUCAUUCAAUUAGUAAAUCAUCAAAUGAUAUUGAUAUUAAAUCUGAUACAAGAAUAAGAUUUUUAAAUGAUUUAAAUUUAUAUGCACAAGGUCGAGUUUAUAAUUAUAAUUUAACAAAUUUAACAAUAUUAACACAAAAAGAAAAUGAUAAUAUGAUUGUUUCAACAUAUAAAGAUUCAAUGAAAAUAUUUAUUAAAUUUCCUUUAUCAUUAUUAAAACAUAAUAAAUAUCAAACAACAUCAACAACAACAACAAUAAAAACAAUAACAACAAUAGAAUUAAAAAAACGAAAAAAAUUAAAUAAUAAUCAUUUAUUAUUUAAAUCCUAUAAUAAUAAUACACAUAGAAUAAAUUAUUUUAUUAAUGGAACAGAUUAUACUCAUAUUUCAUUAUUAUCACCAUCACCUUAUCGUGUAUCAAGAUGUACAUAUUAUCAACCCUAUUCAACAUUAAUAGCAAUUUUAAUAUUAUUACAUUCAACAUUUUAUGGUAUAUUAAUUACAAUUAAUUUUUGGAUAUCAAAUAAAUUUACAUAUUUAAAUACAUGGAAUAUACAAACAAAAAAUUUAUCAUUAUCAACAUCUUCAUGUAUAAAUAAUAAUCAAAUAAAACAAAAAAAAUCAUUAAUUUAUUUAAAACAAAAAUUAAAAACAAUAAUAUCAUCAAAAAAAUUAAUUAAACCAACUCUUCAACAACAUUCAUUAGUUAAACAUCUUCUUCAAUUAAAAUAUUUAUUAUAUAUUCAUACAUUUUUUAUUUUACUUCGUUUAUUCUAUGUUUGUAUGUUAAAUAUAACAUUAUUUUUUUCCUAUACACCAUUUUCAUCUAAAUAUUUAAAAUUUUUAUUUCAAUUAUUUUUUAUUUUAUCAUGUUAUUCAAUACCAUUAAGAAUUUUAUCAUUAAUUAUUUAUUUAUUUUAUCAAAUAUAUUCUCGUCAAUUAACAAUUAUUUAUUAUCAUUUAACACGAACAAAAUUAAAAUGUUUUUGUCGAUGUGAACGAUUGUGUUUAAAACGAUUAAUUAAAAUUGAAUUAACACCAUUUAUGAAUAAUAUAAAUGUAUGUACAAAAGAUAAACCAGUAUUUGAAACAUUAUUAUGUGAAAUAAUUGAACCAGAAAAUUCAUCAUCUCAAACAAGUAAAAGAAAGCAUACAAUGACAGAAUUGACAACAAAUACAAUAUCAGAUGUAGAACAUAUAUCAAUUGUAUGA
Messenger RNA from Didymodactylos carnosus, 1755 nucleotides. The record is from the annotation of a GenBank genome assembly. Lineage: Eukaryota; Metazoa; Rotifera; Eurotatoria; Philodinida; Philodinidae.